Molecule: messenger RNA, 762 nt
Organism: Actinia tenebrosa (Australian red waratah sea anemone)
Lineage: Eukaryota; Metazoa; Cnidaria; Anthozoa; Actiniaria; Actiniidae
Source: RefSeq, a predicted model, not a curated record
AGGGAUUGAUCUGUGAGUUAUAGCCGUGCCUUGCCUUUUAUCAGCACCAGAGGCUGUCUCAGGGUUCGGGAAAAACAAGGAGCUUGGGUGAAAAGGAUGCUAAUUUUAUAAACCCCCAAUUUCCUCAAAAUCUUACUGACAAUGUUUUCCCAUUCUCACGCAGGGUAUCGGUGAAUGUUUGAUGUCCAAUCUUGGAUGUUCUGGGGAAUUCAUAAACGAGUUACGAUUCAUUGUCCUUCAACAUAUGAUCAUCGACAACAAAUUGGGCGUUUGUACCCACCCAGACCUUAGUCGAUUGGAACAAGUUUUUCAUGAUAAAGAAGAAUAUUUCACGAAGAUAGCCCAUGGGAAAGACCUUGAGGCAGACGACUUUGCACCUUGUGCUGCUAAAACGAACCGCCGCUGUGCAACUGAAUUGGCAAAGGAAUUCAUGAGUAACAAGAAAUUAUGCAGUGAUGUUAGUCACUUCAUGGACUGCUACAAGUCUGCUCCUUGUGACGAUAAAAUAUACAAGGAUUUCAUUCAAUUCUUGAAAAUGGACAGAGAAAACUUUAAACAGAAGUACGCGAAAGAGUUGAGAGAACUGAGUUGUCAGUAAAUGCAAUGACAAGGCAACGAAAGGCUUGCAGAAGUCAGGAUAUCGGAUAAUGACAUUACAUGCAGAUAUAAUAUUUAACCAAACAAUAAAAAGUAAAUUAAUGACUUCAAGAAUGUAAAUGAAUGACUACAAUAAAAAUAAAUAAAUGACUUCAUGUCAUGCUC